AUGAAACCAUUAUCACUUAAAGGUCAUGAUCGUGCAUUAACCCGAGUACGUAUUAAUAGAGACGGCGACUUGCUGUUCUCAGCAGGAAAAGAUAAAAGUCCUUGUGUGUGGUACAUGGAGAAUGGUGAACGGAUCGGUACAUACGACGGUCACAAUGGUGUCAUCUGGGAUAUCGAUGUGUCUUGGGACACGCAACAUUUUUGUUCUGCUUCUGGUGAUGUAUUCGUCAAGUUGUGGAAUUGCGAAACAGGGGAUGUGAUAAAUUCAAUUUCAACACCAACGGCUGCGCGAUCCAUUAGUUUAUCCUACAGCGGGAAUUUGAUUGCUUUUACAACUAUAAAAAUGACACAGAAUGUGGCUUCACUAUGCAUAUAUGAUAUACGAGAUGGUUCACAAAUGAGUGGAGAGAAUCAACCAACAUUCAGGAAAUCGCUUCAGACGCAAGCCAAUUCCUGCGUUUGGACACACUUGGAUGACACCAUUUGUAUAGAGCAAGCAGAACGCUCUGUUAUAUUAUUAUCUUUACACAAUUCAUCUACAGGUAACGAAAAGGGAAACGUUCAUCAGUAUGAUAUACGCAAAGGAGAUGACAUUGUAAAUUUUAAUGACGAGGCUCACAAGUUUCAAAUUAAUGAUAUGCAAAUGAGCACUGAUGAAAGUUUCUUGAUAACUGCUUCCAAAGAUAAAACAGCUCGCCUAUUUGAUGCGAGGACUUUGGAUUGCUUAAAGACAUACAAGGCUGAACGUCCGGUUAACUCAGCAGCUAUCUCUCCUCUGAGAGACCACGUUAUUCUGGGUGGUGGAGAAGAAGCAAUGAAAGUAACUCAAACAACAGCUGCUUCUGGUCAUUUUGAAGCGAAGUUGUAUCACUUGGUGUUUGAAGAAGAGUUUGCCCGUUUCAAAGGGCAUUUUGGUCCAAUCAAUACUCUGGCGUUUCAUCCAAGUGGCAAUUGUGUAGUAUCGGGUGGUGAGGAUGGUUACGUUCGUAUUCAAGAAUUUGAUGCAGAUUACUUGAAAUUUGACUAUGAUUUCUGA
This is a messenger RNA of Acanthocheilonema viteae, 1035 nucleotides long. NCBI's taxonomy places the organism in Eukaryota, Metazoa, Nematoda, Chromadorea, Rhabditida, Onchocercidae. The record is from the annotation of a GenBank genome assembly.